CUAAUUCUUCUCCGUGACGAAAGUCAAAGAAAAAAAAAAGUCUCAAUCCAAAUCCCACCGCUAACACAAGGAAUAAAAAAAAUGGUGAACCUUCACUUUUUCACGUAUUGAUAAAUCUCCUCUUUACUACUUAACACUUCCUCGUUGUAAUCGCCGACGGCUUAUGCUGGUUUUACCGAUCGCUUUUUCCUCUCCGGUGUAUCUCCGGUGGCCGGAAAUCUCUUCUAAAACGAUUUUAUAAUUACUAUGAAGAGCAGCACCAAGGUCAAUAUCAACAACGGAGAUCAUAAUCAGACCAAAAACGGUACCAAUGGCUUUUUGCCUAAUUCGAUAAAAUUCAUCUCUACCUGUAUCAGAACCGCUUCCUCCGGUGUCCGUUCAGCUAGCGCUUCCGUCGCUGCUUCUCUCUCUGCAGAUUCGCAGGAGAUCAAGGAUCAGGUGUUGUGGUCUUCUUUUGAUAGAUUGCACACAAGUGAAUCUUCUUUCAAGAACGUUCUUUUACUAGGUUAUACCAACGGUUUUCAAGUCCUUGAUAUCGAUGAUGCAAGUGAUGUCAGCGAAUUCGUGUCAAGGCGUGAUGAUCCGGUUACGUUUCUACAGAUGCAGCCUUUACCUGCUAAAUGUGAUGGAAUCGAAGGGUUUAGAUCAUCGCAUCCGAUACUUUUAGCAGUUGCUGAUGAAGCCAAGGGUUCAGGUCCUGUUGUCAAUGGCAGAGAUGGAUCAGUUAGAAAUGGUUAUGACGAUCCUCUUUCGCUCUCUCCGACGGCUGUGCGAUUCUAUUCACUUAGGUCUCACAACUAUGUUCAUGUUUUGAGAUUCCGAUCUACUGUCUAUAUGGUUAGAUGCAGUCCCCGGAUUGUAGCUGUUGGCCUCGGUUCACAGAUUUACUGUUUUGAUGCUUUAACUCUUGAAAACAAAUUCAGCGUCCUCUCAUAUCCGGUUCCUCAGCUUGGAAACCAUGGGAUAUCUGGGGUCAACGUCGGAUAUGGUCCAAUGGCUGUCGGACCGAGAUGGUUAGCUUAUGCGUCCAAUAGUCCUUUGUCAUCUAGUAUAGGUCGUUUAAGCCCUCAGAAUGUUACUCCUCCUGGAGUCAGUCCAUCUACGUCGCCGAGCAGUGGUAAUCUAGUGGCGAGAUACGCCAUGGAAUCUAGUAAGCAUCUUGCCGCUGGGUUACUAAAUUUGGGCGACAAGGGUUACAAGACAAUAUCUAAAUACUGUCAAGAUCUUAAACAUGACGGUCCUGGUGCUUCUCUUUCGUCCAGUCCGGGCUGGAAAGUUGGUCGGGGCGCAUCUUCAGUAGAGUCAGAUGUUGCUGGCACGGUUAUUAUCAAGGAUUUUGAAUCCCGAGCUAUUAUAUCACAAUUCAGGGCUCACACUAGUCCUAUCUCUGCUCUAUGUUUCGACCCAAGUGGCACUUUAUUAGUAACUGCCUCAAUCCACGGUAACAAUAUUAACGUUUUCCGCAUUAUGCCAUCGCCUACGAAGAAUGGACAAGGUGCUCAAAGCUAUGAUUGGAGCUCAUCUCAUGUGCCUCUCUACAAACUACAUCGUGGAAUGACAUCAGCUGUAAUACAAGAUAUUUGCUUUAGUAGCUACAGCCAGUGGAUUGCAAUUGUUUCAUCUAAAGGUACCUGCCAUAUUUAUGUUUUAUCCCCGUUUGGUGGAGGAAAUGUUCUUGAGAUAAGGAAUUCUCAUGUCGAUGGACCAACACUUGCUCCAACAUUGUCCCUGCCAUGGUGGUCGAGUCCAUCGUUCAUGACCACUCAUUUUUCGUUUCCACCACCAGCAUCGGUAACUCUCUCUGUGGUUAGCCGAAUCAAAUGCAACACUUUCUUCCACACCGCAAAUUCCGUUGUUGGAAAACCGUCUUUCCCUUCUGGCUGUCUUGCUGCUGUUUUCCAUCAAUCCGUGCCACAUGAAUCACAUUCGUCAGCUCAUGCCUUAGACUAUUUACUGGUUUACACUCCAUCUGGUCAUGUUGUUCAAUACAAACUCAUUCCAUCUCUUGGAGGAGACCAGGCUGAGAGCAAUUCUCGUAUCGGAGCAGCUUCUGCGAUGAACUCUGAAGAGGAAUUGAGAGUGAAAGUCGAACCCGUUCAGUGUUGGGAUGUUUGUCGAAGAACAAAUUGGCCAGACAGAGAGGAGAACAUAUCCGGUCUUACUUUUGGUGGACGCAAAUUUGCAGAAGCCAACGUUGAUACUUCUGAUAAUGAAGAUUUAGCUAAGCCUCUUGAGAAACACCAUGUUUAUCUUGCGAAUGCUGAGGUGCUGAUAAACUCCGGAAGAAAACCCAUCUGGCAAAAUUCAGAGAUAUCUUUCUAUCCGAUGUUUCCACCGAAUAUUGAUGGCAAGAACCUGAAUUUUCAUCAUGGUGGUGGGGAGAUAGAAAUCGAGAAAGUAUCUGCAAAUGAAGUUGAUAUUAGGAGGAAGGAUCUGCUGCCUGUGUAUGAUAAUUUUCACAGUGUUUAUUCUAGUAUGCGCAACAGAGGAUUUCCUGUUGAAAGAGAUUCAGAUUCUUCUUCUUCUGAUACAGGACAAGUUAAAGGUAUCGCUUACCAUGAGGAUGAAGAAGGAAGAGGAAGUAAUUCCCAUUUUGCACUAACUCAGAAUCAAAAUCCUCAUAGCGGGAUCGUAACAUUCAAGCAACCUGUGGUUUCCAUUUCUUCCGCUGUGAAAGACACCGACUAUACUAUAGACGACGCUCAUCUGUCACCAAAGAACGCCUCCCUGCCCGCUGAAACAACAAUUGAAAACAGCAGCGGGACAAGCGGAGAUUCAAAUGUAAGUUCUAACCGUUCUGAUCUGAGCAUGAAUGCAGCAGAUGAAAGUGAGGAGGGACCAAUUGAAGGCUCCCCAAACUUUGAGGAGUUUUUCAAGGAAACUGCUAAAGAAGCAGUGAAAAAAGAUGCGUCAUUUGAUCAGAGAAAACUAGAUGAUGGUAAUGUUGAUGAUGAUGAUGAUGACGACGAUGACGACGACGAUGACGACAUGCUUGGUGGUGUUUUCGCUUUCUCCGAAGAAGGUUGAGUUUAGUUUAAAUUAUGGCCAAGCUCUAAUGGAGGAGGGUUCACUUACUAAUCCCUUUCGCUGCAAUUUACUCACUGAUGGAUCUUAAUACCCUGAAACACAUUCAAAAUCAAUUCUCUUUUUAUCAUCUUUUUCUGUAAAUACUUGUAAAUGUAUUAUUCGUAAUCAACAGUCUCUCGAUUUUCAUGGACGACUGUUUUCUUUGUUUCUUUUGUAUUUUUCUUAGUGUAACUCUGUUCCAUUAAUCA
This is a messenger RNA of Eutrema salsugineum, 3275 nucleotides long. Its product is annotated as autophagy-related protein 18h. Gene Ontology annotation, cellular component: cytoplasm. The coding region runs from base 247 to 3027 and encodes 926 amino acids. Gene Ontology annotation, molecular function: protein binding. The record is from RefSeq and is a predicted model, not a curated record. The transcript is spliced from 9 exons. Gene Ontology annotation, biological process: response to starvation; autophagy. Lineage: Eukaryota; Viridiplantae; Streptophyta; Magnoliopsida; Brassicales; Brassicaceae.